Molecule: messenger RNA, 2232 nt
Organism: Teleopsis dalmanni
Lineage: Eukaryota; Metazoa; Arthropoda; Insecta; Diptera; Diopsidae
Product: chromatin-remodeling complex ATPase chain Iswi-like
Exons: 5
Coding region: 145-2220 (691 amino acids)
Biological process (GO): nucleosome organization; regulation of transcription by RNA polymerase II
Cellular component (GO): chromatin; nucleus
Molecular function (GO): ATP hydrolysis activity; histone binding; DNA binding
Source: RefSeq, a predicted model, not a curated record
AUUUGCAUGAAAUGAAAUUUUUAUUUAUUGGUGGUGUUUUUUCGAGCAGCACACGAUUGUGUUGCAGUUUGUGAAAUAACAUAUUUUGCAUAAAAUUUUUUACAUAAAUUUAGUUUUUUAUAUUUUAUUACAAUAUUUACAAAAAUGUCUAACAAAGCUAAUAAGCUGGAUCCAAUACAAGUUGCAGAUGAGGGUUUGAAUAAGGCAGUUUCUAAGAUGACCACAUUCUCAGGAAAGAAGGAAGUUAAAUUUAAUAGUCAAAUCGAAAUCGCUCGUAGUAAACGUUUUGAUUUGUUAUUGAAACAAACUGAAAUCUUUACGCGCUCUAUGACUAAUAGUACAAAUAGUCCAACUAGAGGACGACAUAAAAAAGAUAAAGAUAAAGAGAACAAAGAUAAAGGUGACAGUUCAGCUCAUCAGAAUCGCAAAACUUCUCAAGAAAAUGAAGACUUGCUUGCUGAAGACACACAAUCUACAGAAAUUUAUCAGUUCAAAAGCUCUCCAAAUUAUAUUAAAAACGGUGAACUACGAGACUAUCAAGUUCGUGGUCUGAAUUGGAUGAUUUCUUUAUAUGAAAAUGGCAUCAACGGCAUUCUGGCUGAUGAAAUGGGUUUGGGUAAGACCCUACAAACAAUUUCUCUUUUGGGUUAUUUAAAGCAUUUCAAAAAUCAAGGCAAUCCACAUAUUGUGGUUGUGCCUAAAUCAACGUUGCAAAAUUGGGUAAAUGAGUUUAAAAAAUGGUGUCCAUCUCUACGUGCUGUUUGUCUUAUUGGUGAACAAGGUGCACGUAAAAAAUUUAUUCGUGAUGUACUCUUGCCAGGUGAUUGGGACGUAUGCGUUACUUCGUAUGAAAUGUGUAUUCGAGAAAAAUCUGUUUUUAAAAAGUUUAACUGGCGAUAUAUGGUUAUUGAUGAAGCUCAUCGUAUUAAAAAUGAAAAGUCCAAAUUGUCCGAAAUUUUACGUGAGUUUAAAUCAGCUAAUCGAUUAUUCCUUACGGGUACACCAUUGCAAAAUAACUUACACGAGUUAUGGGCAUUGCUAAAUUUUCUACUACCCGAUGUGUUCAAUUCAUCUGAAGAUUUUGAUGAAUGGUUUAACACAAAUACCUGUCUGGGUGAUGAUGCACUUGUACAGCGUUUACGUGCUGUUUUGAAACCGAUUUUGCUACGACGUUUAAAGUCGGACGUAGAAAAGCAGCUAAAACCUAAAAAUGAAAUUAAAAUUUUUGUAGGAUUAUCGAAGAUGCAGCGUGAGUGGUACAAAAAAAUAUUGUUGAAAGACAUUGAUAUUAUUACUGGCGCUGGUAAGGUUGAAAAAAUGCGUUUAGAAAAUAUUUUGAUGCAAUUGCGUAAAUGUACAAAUCACCCAUAUCUGUUCGAUGGUGCUGAACCGGGCCCACCAUAUACCACAGAUACUCAUUUAAUUUUUAAUUCCGCUAAAAUGGUUAUUCUGGAUAAAUUAUUACCAAAACUUCAAGCUCAAGGUUCCAGAGUGCUGAUUUUUUCACAAAUGACACGUAUGCUGGACAUUCUAGAAGAUUAUUGUUUGUGGCAUAAUUAUCAAUAUUGUCGACUUGAUGGUAAAACUCCACACGAAGAUCGAAAUAGACAAAUUCAAGAAUAUAAUAUGGAAAACAGUAUCAAAUUUAUUUUCAUGUUGUCUACACGUGCUGGUGGUUUGGGUAUUAAUUUAGCCACUGCCGAUGUUGUCAUCAUUUAUGACUCUGAUUGGAAUCCUCAAAUGGAUUUGCAAGCUAUGGAUCGCGCACAUCGUAUUGGCCAAAAGAAGCAAGUACGUGUGUUUAGGUUCAUAACAGAAAACACCGUGGAAGAAAAAAUUGUUGAGCGUGCUGAAGUUAAAUUGCGUCUAGACAAAAUGGUAUUGCAGCAGGGUCGCUUAGUUGACAAUUGCACAAAUAAACUAAAUAAAGAUGAAAUGUUAAAUAUUAUACGUUUUGGUGCCAAUCAAGUGUUUGCUUCGAAGGACUCUGAAUUAACUGAGGUUAAUAUAGAUGAAGUUUUAGAACGCGGUUUAUCUAAAACAACUGAGAAAAACAACAAUUCCAAUCAGUUGAGUGAAAAUAAUUUGUCUUCAUUUCAAAUUGAUAACCUUGAUAACAUUGAAAAUGAAGCAAAUUUGAUAAAUCUUAAAAGAUUCAAUGACGAACAAUUUGAUAUUGAAAAUAAGAAACGUAAGCGUAGGAAAUUGAACAGAAUAUAAAUAAAAUUUUUG